Pelobates cultripes (western spadefoot toad) is the source of this 342-nucleotide messenger RNA. Lineage: Eukaryota; Metazoa; Chordata; Amphibia; Anura; Pelobatidae. The record is from the annotation of a GenBank genome assembly.
AAUACAGAGGGUUUGUGUGUGAGAGAGCUGAAACCUGCUGCCCAGUCCAAUUCUCACCUCGCUGUGGUGUGUCCGCUCCUCACACCUGACAGUCCCCUCCGUCUCCCAUCAAACAUGAAAGACACGAAGCUGCCACCACAACUACCACCGCCCUCCAGCACCUUCAGCCUCCCUAGCCGACCGCACGACAGCUACUUCCCUGACAACUGGGCCGCCUGGCAAUCCCGCCAGCCCAUUGGCGCCCAGCCUUGUCAAUCACAGUCCGCUCACUCGCGAUUGGAUCCCGGGACUCGGGGAUGUCCAAUUGGCCGGCAUCUGUGCAGCCCUAUGCUGAAGUGCUAG